Messenger RNA from Aegilops tauschii subsp. strangulata, 1020 nucleotides. Lineage: Eukaryota; Viridiplantae; Streptophyta; Magnoliopsida; Poales; Poaceae. The record is from RefSeq and is a predicted model, not a curated record.
AUGGAGGAUGUCCUAUCAUGGGCGCCGGACACGCGGGGCAAGUUCAGUGUCCGCAGCGCAUACAAGACCGCUCUCGAGGAGCGGACCAGCACCACCGCGUGCGCCACGAGCAGGGCACCGGACGGCACUCGUGCCGUCUGGAAGGCAGUGUGGGGGUGCCCUGCUCCCCCUAAGCUAUGGACGGCGAUGGCGCGUACAUGGAGUAUGCCCAAGCUGGAGACCGUCGUCAACACUGGGCCGGAGUGGAUCAUCCACCUGCUGGACCAAUGCAAGAACGAGGAGAGACUACCUGUGGUGAUGACACUUUGGCGGAGCUGGUAUGUACGUAAUGAAGUAUACCACCACAAUCCUGCACCACCACUUGAGGCUUCUACCAGAUUCCUGUCCGGCUACAUCAAUACGCUGUUGUACAUUCAGCAAAACCCAUCUGAUGACGUUGCCAAGGGGAAGGGAGUGAUUACCUAUGGUGGCCGCACGUCCGGCAAAGAACGACAUAAAAUACCAAGCACUUGCUCACGUCCUGUUGAGCACUGGAGCAAGCCUCCAUUUGGCUGGGUAAAACUAAACGUGGAUGGUGCAUGGAAGGAACAGGAGGGGACAGGAGGUGCUGGGAUGAUACUUCGUGAUCAUACAGGUGCCGUCAUUUUCGCUUCUUGCCGGUUCAUCCCACGCUGUACGAACGCCCUCGAGGCAGAGAUGGCGGCGCUCAUGGAGGGAGUGACUCUGGCUAUGGAACGGAGCCCGGACAGGUUGAUAGUGGAGACGGACUGCUCGACGGCGGCUCACAUGGUCAGGGACACCGAAACCAACAGGGCUCCAGUGGCGGCCAUGGUUGGGGACAUCAAGCAGAUCCUAGCUGUCCGGCCACAUGAAAUAGGGGUGAUUAAACGAGAGCAGAAUAAAGCUAGCCACGCUCUCGCACAAAUGGGCCGUUUACUGCCCAAAACUGCUGUUUGGCUUCGUUGUGCCCCCGAUGAGGUUGACAUCUUAUGUCAACAGGAUUGUAAUGACUCUGGUUAA